Molecule: messenger RNA, 2439 nt
Organism: Hirundo rustica (Barn swallow)
Lineage: Eukaryota; Metazoa; Chordata; Aves; Passeriformes; Hirundinidae
Product: cytochrome P450 1A4-like
Exons: 6
Coding region: 7-1587 (526 amino acids)
Biological process (GO): hormone biosynthetic process; progesterone metabolic process
Molecular function (GO): iron ion binding; heme binding; oxidoreductase activity, acting on paired donors, with incorporation or reduction of molecular oxygen, reduced flavin or flavoprotein as one donor, and incorporation of one atom of oxygen
Source: RefSeq, a predicted model, not a curated record
GCGGCGAUGCUGAAGGCUGCGAUGCGGCUGGUGGCGAGCCCCGGCGCGGUGUCGGCCACCGAGGCGCUGCUGGCGGCCGCCGCCUUGUGCCUGGUGUCGCUGCUGCUGCAGUGGCUGCGGCAGCCGGCGGUGCCCGAGGGGCUGCGGAGGCCGCCGGGCCCGCGGGGCUAUCCCAUCCUGGGGAACGUGCUGGAGCUGCGCAAGGACACGCACCUGGCGCUGACGCGGCUGAGCCGGCGCUACGGGGACGUGAUGGAGGUGCGCAUCGGCACGCGGGCCGUGCUGGUGCUCAGCGGGCUGGACACCAUCCGGCAAGCCCUGGUCAAGCAAGGAGAGGACUUCAUGGGGCGCCCCGACCUGCCCAGCUUCCACUACAUCUCCAACGGGCAGAGCCUGGCGUUCAGCCCCGACUCCGGGGAGGUGUGGAAAGCUCGCAGGAAGCUGGCCCAGAGCGCCCUGAAGAGCUUCUCCGUCGCCCCCAGCCCCACGUCGUCCUGCAGCUGCCUGCUGGAGGAGCACGUCUCCAAGGAGGCCGAGUACUUGGUCACCAAGUUCCUGCAGCUGAUGGAGGACGAGAAGAGGUUUGACCUUAACCAGUACCUGGUGGUGUCGGUGGCCAACGUCAUCUGCGCCAUGUGCUUCGGCAAGCGCUACGAGCACGACGACCAGGAGCUGCUCAGCCUGGUGAACAUGGGCAACGAAUUUGGGGAGGUGGCCGGCGGAGGCCACCCCGCCGACUUCAUCCCCGUGCUCCGGUACCUCCCCAGCCGCACCAUGGAGCUCUUCAAGGACAUCAACAGGCGCUUCAACGCCUUCGUGCAGAAAAUCGUGCAGGAGCACUACGGCAGCUUCGAUAAGGAGCACAUCCGGGACAUCACGGACUCGCUGAUCGGGCACUGCCAGAAGAGCGUCGGGGAGGACGCCCACGUCCAGCUCUCCAACGAGAAGAUCAUCCACAUCGUCAACGACCUCUUUGGGGCAGGCUUUGACACCGUGGCAACUGCCCUGUCCUGGAGCCUCAUGUACGUUGCCUUGUACCCCGAUGUCCAGAGGAAGAUCCAGGAAGAGCUCGACCAGACCAUCGGGCGGGAGAGGCGGCCGCGGCUGUCGGACCGGGGCACGCUGCCCUACACGGAAGCCUUUAUCCUGGAGACGUUCAGGCAUUCCUCCUUUGUGCCCUUCACCAUCCCACACAGCACGACAAAAGCCACGGUGCUGAACGGCUUCUACAUCCCCAAGGACACCUGCGUGUUCGUCAACCAGUGGCAAGUGAACCAUGACGAGACGCUUUGGAAGGAGCCCUCAGCCUUCAGGCCCGAGCGGUUCCUGACCGCCGCGGGCGAGCUGAGCCGGACGGAGAGCGAGAAGGUGCUGGCCUUCGGGCUGGGCAGGCGGCGCUGCCUCGGCGAGGCCAUCGGCCGCUGGGAGAUCUUCCUCUUCCUCACCACGCUGCUGCAGCAGCUGCAGUUCGGCCUGCGGCCCGGGGAGCGCGUGGACGUCACGCCCCAGUACGGACUGACCAUGAAGUACAAGAAGUGCGAGGCCUUCCACAUCCGGCAGCGUUUUCCCGUGAGAAGCUCCCCGUGAGCCGCCGGAGGAAGCGGCGCUGGGGGCCGGGCGCUCGGCCUUGUUUUUGCUGAGGCGCAGCCCCUCGCCGUGCCGCUCUCCUGGGAACGGCGGCCGGGCUCUGUGGGGCUCUCCCCGGAGCCGGCUCCGUCACCCCUUCCCGCACGGAUGCUCCCCGGAAGUCUCUUGGAGAGAUCACGGAUGGGGGACGCCCGAGGGUGGGAUGUGGUGGGAUGUGCUCCACCUGCCACGGGCAGCUCCCUCCGUCCAAAUAGAAAUAAACCUGCGGGUUCCUCCCUGCCCGGCCGUGUCCCACAGGCUGAAACCCUCUUUCCCGGCUCUUUGUGCCGCUGGGAACGGGUGCUUCCCGCUGCUUCAGAAAGGCUGCAGCAGCGCCCACCUGGAGGGGACCCGUCCUGGGUGCACCCACGCACCCGAAUUCCUUGAAUGUGAACUCAUGGAGUGAAUCCCUGAGCGUUCCUACUGAUUAUAAAAAAAAAAACAAAAAGCACAUCCACCAGCAGUGCCGCUCACAAAUUGAGAUUUUUAAAUCAAUGCCUACCACGGAGCCUCCUGGAAAAUCUCAGAGGGCUGGGGAAAAGAGACAGGGGAAUGUAGGACACUCCUGGCUUUCAGACUAACUCUGUAAUUGCUGCCUUUUAAAAUGUGAUUUUAUUUUUUCUUUACCAAGCAAUAGAUUUCUAUAUCCAGGUUAAGGAGCAAGGGUUUCAGGCUUGCAGGAAGUGCCUUGUGCUGCAUUCAGCUUUAGCCAGUGCAGAGGUGCAGCCCCAUGGCAAAUGGAGCAGCAGUUUCUGCCUGUUUGUGCCUGUUUGGAAUGCGGCUGUGUGCUGGGAUGGAAACCACGCCGUAUUU